Molecule: messenger RNA, 1008 nt
Organism: Penicillium paradoxum
Lineage: Eukaryota; Fungi; Ascomycota; Eurotiomycetes; Eurotiales; Aspergillaceae
Exons: 5
Coding region: 1-1008 (335 amino acids)
Molecular function (GO): arylformamidase activity
Source: RefSeq, a predicted model, not a curated record
AUGGCAUCGCUGCCAAACUUCGAUGACCUACCUCCCGUCAAGGGUAUGCCCCAAGGCUGUGCUUGGGGUAUAUUUGAUAAGAAUGGGAAGAAAGAUGUCCUGGGAACCCUGAAUCUGCUCACUUCGGAGGUCAUCAAGGAUGCUGCUAUGGAGGUCCGCCAAGGCGUGUCCAUUUCUCUGAAUUGGCCCAUCGGAAGUAUCAAAAUCCCAUGGUUCUUUCGAAAAAGCCUCUGCCAUAAUGUCAUGAAAUUGGAGGAUCCAGUAUCCGGGUGCCAUUUUGGGUUUGACGACGAGGUUGAGUUCAACACCCAAGCCAGCAGUCAGUGGGAUAGUUUCACUCACUUCAUGCAUCUUCCAACCGGGCUCGCCUACAACGGAGCGAGGCCAACGAUUGACGCAUUCCAGGUCUCCAAAUCUGCCCAAUGUCUCCCGACACUAGAUCACUGGCAUCAACGUGGCUGUGUAACGGGCCGAGGCGUACUAAUCGACUUCAAAACUUACGCUCAAGCCCAUCAGAUAAGCUACGACCAGUUCUCCGGCUUCCGCAUCGGGACAGCCGAGCUCGAAACAGUCGCUGCCUGGCAGGGGGUAACCUUCCGGGCGGGGGAUAUCCUCCUGAUCCGAUUCGGCGUAACCGAGGCGCUAGGUCAGAUGACUGGCGCCGACCAGGGUGCUGCGAUAAGCAGUGGUAAGAUGUGUGGUCUGGAGGGGAGCAAGGAAAUGGCACGUUGGCUUUGGGAUCGCCACUUUGCUGCUGUUGUCAGUGAUAACACGGCUGUUGAAGCCAUGCCACCAAUCAUCGAUGGUAUUGAACAACCUACAUACGAGCUUGUCCUGCAUCAGUGGUGUCUGAGCUUACUGGGAAUCCCACUCGGUGAGCUGUGGGAUUUGAAAGCACUGGCUGAUGUCUGUAAGGCUAGUAAGCAAUAUUCGUUCUUGCUUACUUCCUCCCCGCUUAACUUUCCCGGGGCCGUCGGAAGCCCGCCCAAUGCCCUGGCCAUCUUGUGA